Nyctereutes procyonoides (raccoon dog) is the source of this 547-nucleotide messenger RNA. RefSeq names its product protein CD300H-like. Gene Ontology annotation, cellular component: plasma membrane. NCBI's taxonomy places the organism in Eukaryota, Metazoa, Chordata, Mammalia, Carnivora, Canidae. The transcript is spliced from 3 exons. The coding region runs from base 65 to 547 and encodes 160 amino acids. Gene Ontology annotation, molecular function: transmembrane signaling receptor activity. The record is from RefSeq and is a predicted model, not a curated record.
GCCAUCAGCUCUGCUGCUCUUCUGCGUCCCAGGCUGUUCGUCUCUGAGUGGUCCCAGCACUGUGAUGGGCACCGUUGGGGGAUCCCUGAGCGUGCAGUGUCGAUAUGAGGAGAAAUACAAGACAUUUACUAAAUACUGGUGCCGACAACCAUGCUUGUUCCUUUGGAACCAGAUUGUGGCCACCAGAGGGUCUGAGGAAGAGGUGAAGAGUGACCAUGUGUCCAUCGUGGACCAUUUUGGGGACCUCACCUUCACUGUGACCUUGGAGAACCUCACUGCAGAUGAUGCGGGAAAAUAUAGGUGUGGGAUUGCGACAAUGUUGCAUGAAGAGGGACUCCUUGGCUUCCUGCCUGACCUCUUUUUCCAAGUUCAAGUGUUUGUUUCCCCCAGGUCCCUGCCUGGCAGUGUUCACUUUCUGCUCCUCAUACUCGUGAAGGUGCCCCUGUUUCUGACUAUGCUAAGUGCUGUCCUCUGGGUGAACAGGCCUCAGUGGGCAAUUUGUGGGAAACAGAGUCGACCUGAUGAAGACAACGAUAUCUUGUCCUGA